AUUUGGUUCCCUUGUAUUUGCGUCGUGUUAAGCAGGGCUCACUGUGUGCCGGACACAGUAUUCGCUACUUUUAGCAACCGAGAAGGUUCGUCAUUGGGAAUGGCCGGAAAAGCUGCUGCAACUUCGACGACCUACUCGCCGUCUUCGACCACCGAGAAAACCAAGGCUCCUAUUUUCAAUGAAGAUUGGGUCCGCCGACCCGAUGGCCGUGGCUUUCACCAGUGCAGGCCCGCUUUUUUCAGAACUGGUGCUGUGAAUGCUGCCUCUGGAUCUGCUUAUGCAGAGUUUGGGAGUACCAAGGUCAUUGUAUCCGUGUUUGGGCCAAGAGAGAGUAAGAAGGCCAUGAUGUACAGUGACAUAGGGCGUCUAAAUUGCAAUGUAAGCUUUACAACAUUUGCAACUCCAAUUCGUGGCCAGGGAUUGGACAAUAAAGAGUACACUGCGAUGCUUCAUAAAGCUUUGGAGGGUUCAAUAAUGUUGGAAACUUUUCCCAAGACCACCGUGGAUGUUUUUGCAUUGGUACUGGAAUCUGGUGGCAGUGAUCUCCCAGUUGUCAUAUCAUGUGCUAGCCUUGCCCUAGCAGAUGCUGGAGUAAUGAUGUAUGACCUUGUUGCCUCAGUUUCUGUGAGUUGUCUCGGUAAGAACCUUGUUAUUGAUCCUAUUUUGGAGGAGGAAAGCUGUCAAGAUGGAAGCUUAAUGAUAACUUGCAUGCCUUCUCGUUAUGAGAUCACCCAGCUCACUGUCACCGGGGAUUGGUCCACCCCAAAGAUUAACGAGGUACGGUUAUAAUAUGUUCUUGAAAUU
Messenger RNA from Prosopis cineraria, 804 nucleotides. Its product is annotated as exosome complex component RRP41-like. Gene Ontology annotation, cellular component: nuclear exosome (RNase complex); cytoplasmic exosome (RNase complex); nucleolus. Lineage: Eukaryota; Viridiplantae; Streptophyta; Magnoliopsida; Fabales; Fabaceae. The transcript is spliced from 6 exons. Gene Ontology annotation, biological process: rRNA catabolic process; poly(A)-dependent snoRNA 3'-end processing; U4 snRNA 3'-end processing. The record is from RefSeq and is a predicted model, not a curated record. Bases 100 to 789 code for a protein of 229 amino acids.